AUGGGACAGACGUGCUGGCUUUCCGUCUCGCAGCGGUCUCAAAUAGAAAACCACAUCAUUGCGGGCGUCUUUAUUGCGGAUGUCGGCAGUCUGCCCAUCAAUGGCAAGCUGGAUGUGACGAAACUGCAAGCAUUCGAAAUUCUUAUAUCUAGCGGAAAGCGCCACAUCUCCGGACCGGUACCCAAGCGUAGCAACCACCGCAAUGCUCGAGGAACGCUCGAACCAUUCGGGAUAGCCCCCGGGGCUCUUUCAUACGUGAUCACCACCUAUCGGAAUGACGACUGUUAUGGCGAGUCUAAGAGUGUCAAUGUGUGGGACAACACAUGCAGAGGUACCAACAUCUUUGCGACCAAGUCAGUUCGAGUCGAUACGUACGGAGGUCGUCACCAGAAAGCCACCUUUUUCACAGCCAACGGAUGCGGCGCUGCUGUGAGCGCAAGGUACGCUUGGUGGGCGGAUGGCGGAGACAGCACAUUUGUGAAGGUCAAGUGCCUGAAAUUUGAUCGUGAAAUUCAUGCCUACGGCUCUGUUUCGUCCUAG
This is a messenger RNA of Penicillium samsonianum, 540 nucleotides long. RefSeq lists its product as uncharacterized. The transcript is spliced from 4 exons. Bases 1 to 540 code for a protein of 179 amino acids. The record is from RefSeq and is a predicted model, not a curated record. Lineage: Eukaryota; Fungi; Ascomycota; Eurotiomycetes; Eurotiales; Aspergillaceae.